Messenger RNA from Pollicipes pollicipes, 354 nucleotides. RefSeq lists its product as uncharacterized. The record is from RefSeq and is a predicted model, not a curated record. The transcript has a single exon. NCBI's taxonomy places the organism in Eukaryota, Metazoa, Arthropoda, Thecostraca, Pollicipedomorpha, Pollicipedidae. The coding region runs from base 1 to 354 and encodes 117 amino acids.
AUGCGCGCGGCGCGCCACGAGGUGUUCCAGCUAGGCCUGGAGGGCAUGUCGCGCGAGCGGCGCCGCGACGCCCGCCUGCAGCUGCUGGUGCGGCUAGGCGCCAAACCGCCACCGCGCACCGCCACCAACUACCGCCAGCUGAUGGAGGCGGCCAAGGAGCGGCGCGCCGCCGAGCGGGAGGAACGCGAGAAGCUCAAAAAGAGCGGUCUCGCGCUGCCUAGCGUCGAGAUGCUCAAGGACCUGAAGAAGUUCAAGAAGCCGCGUGAUAAGAACCGCGUGCGCGGCUUCGAUGGCCAGCCGGGACGCUUCAAGAAGGGUGUGCAGAUCGUACCGAGGCGCGUGCGCAAGAGCUGA